AUGAGAUCUCCUUUCCAGAUCAAGGUGUGGGAGAGAAGGGAGUGUCAGGCUGGCAGCUUCCAACGAUGCUUGCAAACAACCUUGGCAGCCAUACUAGGGAGAGCGUGCAAACCUCCCUUUCUUGACCUCUCACAGAUAGCCCAGCUCACACAUGCCCAGCUCCUAGCCGUGUUGCCGUCCUGCAGCCGGACGCUGGCAUUUCUGCGCCGAGAACCUGCCAGCGCCUGCAACAGCAAAGCCAGUUUCCUGCAAGCCCGACAGGACCCAAGCAGCCCUGGGGACAGGGCGCUGGAAGGGCUUUCCUCAGCCCAGUGCCCUGCGUUUUCAGGUUUACUGAAUCAGAGUGCUGGAGUGGACUGGAAAUGGAUCCUACUCUGGUUACAAACAUAUGACUAUAAGUGCCAUAAUAAGCCGGACCAAUGGAGCAUCUUGCCCAGUCUCCAACACUGGUUGGAGUUGAUGCUAUACAGGGAAAGCAUCGAACCAGAUACCUCUGUCACAACCCAAAGUUUUUACCAACUUGCCAGGUAUGAAAGUAAGAGUCACUGGGCCGUAGUUCGCAGGAUUGCCUUUGGAGCCUUUUUUGAACAUAGAUGUUAUGUUGGCAAUCUGCCAGUCUUCUGGCAUGGAGGCUGUUUGUAA
This is a messenger RNA of Alligator sinensis (Chinese alligator), 642 nucleotides long. RefSeq lists its product as uncharacterized. The record is from RefSeq and is a predicted model, not a curated record. NCBI's taxonomy places the organism in Eukaryota, Metazoa, Chordata, Crocodylia, Alligatoridae. Bases 1 to 642 code for a protein of 213 amino acids. The transcript has 5 exons.